AUGGGCCCUCCCCAGCACGACACCGUCAUGGGUCCGCCCCCCGUCCCUGCUCAGGUUGCGCAGUCGGGCUCCCAGCAAAAGGCGAAGGACGCCGACUUCGCCGAGAAAUAUAGGAGAUUGAAGCGGAAAUACUUUGAGCUUGAGGAGAAACACAAGGAGACUGCAAUACAACUACGAAGCUCAGGUGAACGGAAUGUCAAAUGGCGAGCAGAACGAGCUCUACUUCUCGACCGCAUCACAGAGCUGGAGGUCAACCCCCACGCCAACCCUGGCUCACAAGCCGCAGCGCUCCCUUUCUCAGCAUUCCCUCGCAGCCUCAUGAACGACAGAACUCAGAAAGUGUUCAUCGCAAACCUCCACCAAGCGAUAGAAGAGCUCGAACGGGAGGACCCUGAGAUCGACCCCCACAUCCUUUCGCGUCACAUCGGGCCUGCAGCACGACGGCAACAAGAGCUCCAAGAGCGAGAGCGGCAGGAAGAGGAUGCCCGAGAAGCAAAACGCUCGAGCCGUAAAGCGCGGGGCCCGCAAAAGGGCAAAGACAUGGGCGCCCCUCUCACAUUCGCACCAGCACCCAUCCCGGGGCAGUCCCCAUCCGGCCCUCAUGGGAAUCCCACAGCGUCGCCACCGAUCCUGGUGUCAAGCACGGGAACUCGACUGCGUCUCAAGCCGCCUGCACCGCCCGGAGGUGAAGUGUCAUCUGCGUCUCUGCCCCAUCCUGGAGCUCAACUCUCCGGUGGGUCUCAACACAUUCGUCACCGUUCCGAGUCUCUAUCGCCGGUCUUGUCACCGCAGGAUGACUACAUGCCUGGCGUGCAUCACGGACCCAUGUCGCCCUCAUACCAACACGGCGCGCCGCCUUCCCAAGCACAUAUGCAAACCACCAUGCGGACCUCCUCCACCCGACCCUCAGAAGCACAGCGACAAACGAAACCAAAGCGGCUGAAGGCGCAUACAGUCAUCACCAAAAGCUUCAGUAUCCCCAUGGUCCCACGUGACAAGCACCGGAGGCCCAUUCUACCCCUUAACGUUGGCAUCAUGACCGUCAUCAACCUUGGCUCGGUGUGCAUGCGCGAGCACUUCCAUACGGAGCGGUACAUUUUCCCGGUUGGGUACGAAGUGACGAGGCGUUACUUCUCGACGAUCGAUCCGAACCAAGAGGUGGUUUACCACUGCAAGAUCCUCGACGGCGGGGACGGCCCCAAGUUCCAGAUCACCGCGUCUGACCUUACAGACAAGCCCAUCUUCGCUGGCACUGCGACAGGGGCGUGGUCCGUCAUCGUCCGCGCAGCCAACCACAUCCGCAACCGCGCGCACUCGAACUCCGUCUCUGGGCCCGACUUCUUCGGAUUGGGCCAGAACACGAUCAAGCAUCUCAUACAGGAACUAGCCGGCGCGGACAAGCUCAAGGACUACGUAUGGCAACACUUCGUAGAAGGAGGGCCACUUGGCGGGCGCCAUGCAGCGGUGAUUCCUGCGCUCCCCGACGAGCACGAUGACCCUGCCCUUGGGAACGGCGCCCUGAAUGGCGAGAACGGGCACGGCGGGUACCUCAACGAGCGGGGUGAGCCCGAACCCGAGCCGAUCCCCGUGCCCGCCGUCUCUGUCCGUUCAAGCAGCUCCCGGUCGCGCGGCGGUGCGGACCUGAUGAUCAUCGAAGACCCGUCCCUCCGCGCGCGCAACGCCCCGCCUCCGCAGACCAAUGCCCCCAUGAAGAACAUCACAUUCCACCAGGAGUACCCGAACGCUCCUCCGGAGAACGGGCCGCGCACGCGCCGGGGCUCUCGCGCGAGCAACGCCGGGUACGACGACUACGCGAACCCGCCGCCCGGGGGCACGCCCAUGCGCGUUGACUCCCCCACGCACUCGCGCACCGCGUCGCGUUCGCCCAUCAUGCACCGCGAGCGCGACCGGGACGACCACUUCUCCCCGCCCCAGCACCACCUUCCACCUGGCCAUGUCGCGUCGCCGCACGGUCAUCGCUCACCAUACGGCUCGCACGGGGUCCCUGCGGGCCCGGGCAGCGGUAUGUCGAACGGCGGGGAACCUGUCGGAUACCGUCAGGGGACGCCACCACCGCCUGUCCCAGCGACCUUCGCGAGCAUCAUGCACGCAUAUCCCGCCCCUCCUAUUGCGUCGUCUCCGCCGCUGAGCGAGGCGAGUGUCAGCCAGGAGUAUGCGUACGCGAACGGAAACGGCAGGCGCAACGGCCACCCCGGAGAGCGGUGACCCCCUGGCCGCGUCCCUACGAUCGCUCCACGCCUGCUCCCACCCGUCCUGGUUCCAUCCGAAGUCUAGUUGCAAGACCGCAACACGAACAUUCGCCUUCCAGUCCUCCUACACAUACACCCGUCCCCAUACAAACCCGUACUGCCCAUUGAAUACCGCUCGCCGCACAACAACUCUGGUUCCCCGCCUCCCCCACAUCCCGAACGCCGCCCGCCACCCGUGCUCUCUGCUACGUUUUCUGCUUUCGCUGUUUGUUGUGUGUUCUUGGCUCAUUACGCUAGCUACCGCCUAAUUCCCCGCCGCCGCCUGUUGUGUACCGCGGCGCGCGCUCCCUGCGCGCGUGCGCGGCUUGUACCGAUACGCGCUAAUGCAUAUGCAAGUGCGCCUUUUCC
Trametes versicolor FP-101664 SS1 is the source of this 2618-nucleotide messenger RNA. RefSeq lists its product as uncharacterized. The transcript has 5 exons. The coding region runs from base 1 to 2226 and encodes 741 amino acids. Gene Ontology annotation, biological process: regulation of cell cycle. Lineage: Eukaryota; Fungi; Basidiomycota; Agaricomycetes; Polyporales; Polyporaceae. The record is from RefSeq and is a predicted model, not a curated record. Gene Ontology annotation, cellular component: nucleus.